This is a messenger RNA of Raphanus sativus (radish), 461 nucleotides long. RefSeq names its product defensin-like protein 278. The record is from RefSeq and is a predicted model, not a curated record. Lineage: Eukaryota; Viridiplantae; Streptophyta; Magnoliopsida; Brassicales; Brassicaceae. The transcript is spliced from 2 exons. Bases 158 to 376 code for a protein of 72 amino acids.
UUUCAGUCAAACAUGAAAAAGAACUUACGUGUUUUGGUUGAUCUCUAUCCCUAGAACUUUAGUAUAUAUACGUAUGCUGAGAUCAAUGGAAUCAAACUUUUACGAGUCUUUAUUUAUUUGCAAGUUAAAGCCUUUUAAGAUCUAAAGUGAAAGAAACAUGAAAAGCUCCUUCACAUUCACCAUCUUCUUUUUUGUUCUUCUCCUUACCUCUUGUGUGGUGAUGAGUGCAAGGACGAAUGAAAUAAGCACAAACGAGAGAUUGAUACCUAUAACAUGCAACACCGAUCAAGAUUGUACUAAGUAUUGCAAAGGUCCCAUCCACAAGUGCAAAUAUCAUACUUGUGCAUGCGUACCCGGAAACCCUAAUUGUUGCUAGAAUAAUCUUAAAUGUUGGUUUUUAAACCUCGUUUAUCUUUUGCACUGGAGUUUCUACCCAAAAAUAAAUAAAAUUAUGUUUUUUU